Molecule: messenger RNA, 709 nt
Organism: Rubroshorea leprosula
Lineage: Eukaryota; Viridiplantae; Streptophyta; Magnoliopsida; Malvales; Dipterocarpaceae
Source: the annotation of a GenBank genome assembly
GGCUACUGUAUGCCAUCAUUUGAGAGAGACCAUAGUUCUUCUUUUAAGGUCAUAUUUGGCUAGAGGAAUGACUCCUAGUUGGUUAAACUCUAAGGAAGAUGGGGCAAGCUUUGUGUUGCAUUCAAGUAGAAGAAUCAACUGUGGCUAUCACAGAACCCUGUGGGAAGUGCAAACAUGUGCUUAAGCCUGGUUACCAUUGUUCACCAUGGUGUUUUGGAAGACAAUUAGCUGGUAAACUUUCCUUGCGUGUGCAACAGCUGGAUGUUCGUUGUGAAACGAAAACCAAGGAUAAUGUGUUUGUUAAUGUGGUCGCUUCAAUUCAAUACAGAGCCUUAGCUGAAAAGGCGUUAGAUGCUUUCUCUAACCGCAGCGAUAUAAGAGCUUGGAUCCAAUCCUAUGUCUUUGAUGUUUCUGCUGUCAAUUGUACUGUUGAAGUUUCUGUUAUCUCUAGUUAGGAUAUGUUUCAUUCCCUACUAUGGUGUUUUUAGUUAGUUAGGAUGGUACUUCAUUUGUAUGAUGAAAAAAGAACUUCAGAAAGGGCAACCUUGUGGAAACUAAGGAUAAAAUGGUCAUCUAUUUGUAAUAUGCUUUAUUGGGUGUGUAAUUUAGAAUGGUUUGUGGGACUGAAAUUGCUCGUUAUCAUGGGAUGUGCUAUCUGAUGAGUGCAUAGGAGGGUUAUGAUUUAUGAAGAUAAAAGAUUAAUGGUCAU